Messenger RNA from Hypanus sabinus (Atlantic stingray), 2529 nucleotides. RefSeq names its product tissue-type plasminogen activator-like. NCBI's taxonomy places the organism in Eukaryota, Metazoa, Chordata, Chondrichthyes, Myliobatiformes, Dasyatidae. Gene Ontology annotation, molecular function: serine-type endopeptidase activity; calcium ion binding. Gene Ontology annotation, biological process: blood coagulation; plasminogen activation; regulation of cell adhesion mediated by integrin. The coding region runs from base 525 to 1904 and encodes 459 amino acids. The record is from RefSeq and is a predicted model, not a curated record. The transcript is spliced from 14 exons.
AGGCCCUGCGGGGGGGAAGAAGGUGAGGGAUGUUUUAACUGGAUAGCAGUACUGUCUGGGUUUAGAGACUCCACAGAAGACCCGAGUGACGGACGAGAGUCGAGUUGGACCUUCCGGUCGGGAAUCACGCUUUUUUGAAGGCAAUUGGUUGGAGUCGAAAUCGCAGACGCAAGAUAAGCAAGACUCCACAGAAGACCCGAGUGACGGACGAGAGUCGAGUUGGACCUUCCGGUCGGGAAUCACGCUUUUUUGAAGGCAAUUGGUUGGAGUCGAAAUCGCAGACGCAAGAUAAGCAGAUAUGGGAUGAACGUGAUGAAGAAUCAGACUGAUACCCUCCUCCGCAGUUCUCCGAGCUCAGAUAUUCAUUUAAAAAAUCUCAUCAUCAUUUCCGGCACGAACCUUUAAAACGCACAGCGGAGGCAUCAGCGCCCAAUACCGCACAGAGAGCGACGAGUUCGUUCCACUGCAGCUCUGCUCAAAUACAAUAUCUACCAAACAAGUAAGCUUUCAGAGAAACAGAAGAAAUGAAGAUCCUCCUCUUAACUUUACUGCUGUCAUUCAGCACUUCUGAUGAGGUGAAUCUGUUGCAUUACAGAAAGAUGCACAAUACAAGCAAAGCAGGUAAAUGCAUGGAAUCACCAUUUGAAACCUACAGAAGAGGUGAUGUUUGGCUGCGGAUUCACAGAGGCAAGAUCCAGAAAUGCAGAUGUGGACGAAGAGCAAUUUGUUAUGACAUACACACGGAAGAAUGUGCUACAAACAAUUGCCUAAAUGGGGGAAGCUGUGCACAACAUCUUCAUUCAGAAUAUUACGUCUGUCGAUGUCCACAUGGAUACACUGGUAAACUCUGUGAGAUAGAUAUUAAAUCCCAGUGCAUUACUGAGAGUGGAAGAAAUUACAGAGGCACAAGGAACUACACAAAAUCUGGCUCUCAGUGCUUGAGAUGGGAUUCAGCUGCUGCCCGUGUAAGAAACUACAACGCAAGAAGAUCAGAUGCAUUGAAUUUGGGUCUUGGGAGUCACAAUUACUGCAGGAAUCCAGACAACGAUGAAAAGCCUUGGUGUUAUAUUGAAGGAAAAAAGAACUGGGACUUCUGUGAUAUUCCAAAAUGUCAGACAGAAAUUAAGUCAAAGUGUGGCAAAAGGUGGCAUAAAAUGAAGAAGAUUGUUGGAGGACUUGGAGCCACAAUUGAAUCUCACCCUUGGCAAGCAGCACUUUAUAUUACUAGAGCAAGAUCCGAUAUUCCGGCUUUUCAAUGUGGAGCAAGUUUGAUUCAUCCAUGCUGGGUUCUGACAGCUGCACACUGCAUUGUCACCAAUGCUUCCCCUGCAGACUACAGCGUAUUACUGGGAAAAUUUUCGAUCAGUGAACAUGCUAAGAAUGAACAAAGCAUUUCUGUUGAAAAGAUAAUUAUUCACCAAAGGUUCAAUGAACAUACAUAUGACAACGAUAUUGCACUGUUGAAGCUGAAAUCUCAAUCAGGAAUGUGUGCAAAGACUACUAAAUUUGUACAAACUGUCUGCCUGCCUCUGGAACACCAAAGACUUGCUGAUGACACCCAAUGUGAAAUUUCUGGUUAUGGUAGGGAAAGUGCAUUUUCGCCUUUCUUCUCCAAAUUCUUGAAAGAGGCAAAAGUGUACAUAGUUUCACAGCAAUUAUGCGAGUCCUCUCAGUACUAUGGAAAGAAGCUGACUGGCAACAUGUUGUGUGCUGCUCACCCUGAAUGGACUGCAGAUUCUUGUAAAGGAGAUUCUGGGGGACCUCUGGUUUGUGAAAAGGAUGGACUAAUGUAUCUUCAUGGAGUAAUCAGCUGGGGAGAAGGGUGUGCCCGAAAAAAUAAACCAGGAAUUUACACAAGAGUAACAAAUUACUUACAGUGGAUUAAAGAAACCAUGGCUGCCUGAUCUGAAACUUUUAAAAUCAUUUCCAGUAAUAUUCAUCCAACUUACCUGGUUUUACUUCUGAAAUAUAUAAUUGUGGAUUUAUUUUGCAAAGAUGAAUGAGCUACACACUUUGCUGCUGCAAAAACUUUCUGCUUUUUUCUGCAUCAGACAGAAUACCUCUUUGUAUACUUAUCAUUUUGUGUAGCUUUAAGAUUUGACAAAAUAUAUAAAGAUUAAUUUUAAUUGAUGUAUGGCAAAAAAUCUAAGAUGACCUUAUGUUCAAAAUACUUUGAUUUUGUUUAAUUAAAAUUAAUUGAUAAGAUUGGCAAUAUUACUGUGCACAGUUUGCUUUACAGAAAUGCAAAACAUGAAAUUCAAAUCUAGAACCACAGGCUGUAGGAUAAAGCUGAAUUGAAAAGACAGUUUUUUUUCUGAGUAUCAAGAAAUUUUAAGCUUGGCAAGCCUGCUUUUCUCUAUCAGUGAGAGUAGAGUCAAAUUACACUUUUCUGAUGCUGAAAAAGUCAGUUGAUUGGAUUCAAAUGGCAGAUUACUUCCACACGUUUAUGAACAUUCCAUGUGUUUUAUCUUUUAUUGAGCAAAUUUAGAUUGUCCUGUUAGUAUUUCAUAAUGGUAAUGAAUAAAAUAU